Messenger RNA from Rhineura floridana, 7802 nucleotides. RefSeq names its product AP2 associated kinase 1 (gene AAK1). The transcript has 22 exons. Gene Ontology annotation, molecular function: protein kinase activity; ATP binding. Bases 753 to 4637 code for a protein of 1294 amino acids. NCBI's taxonomy places the organism in Eukaryota, Metazoa, Chordata, Lepidosauria, Squamata, Rhineuridae. The record is from RefSeq and is a predicted model, not a curated record. Gene Ontology annotation, biological process: protein phosphorylation.
GCGGCGGCGGCGGCGGCGGCGGCGAGUGGGUUCGCAUCCCGGCAUUUUGCUCUCUAGUCGGCCUGUUUUGCUUGCUCGGCUUCCUGCUGGGCGCUUCACGGCCUCUUCAGUGAGGCGAGGGAGGGGCUAACAGGAGGGGAGGGUUGAAGGCCCCUCCCCCUCCCGGCGGUGGCGCUUCCCUUCCCCCGCCCCUCCCCCCGCCCGGAGCCGGGACUUCCUGUGGCAGUUCAUUUCCUGGUCGGCGGGGGCCGCGCGCGGAGGAGGCAGGCUCGGCAUGGUCUCCCCCCGGGCAGCCGCCGCCUCAGCCGCCGCCUCAGCCUGCCUCGGAGCCCGGCGGUGGCUCCGGCUCUGCCCGUGCCCGGCUGGCGAUGCUCCCGCUGCCGCUUCGUAGCGAUGCUGCCGGGCCGGAGCGGCGCCCGCAGCGGAAGCGGACGUGGUGACAGGGCGGCCAGGCCAGGUACCUGCCGCUGGCGACGGGCGGGGAGGACGCGGGGGGACGGGCGGCGUCCCUGGUCGGGAAAGGUCUGAAUAUUACUCAAGCUCUGCCUUUCAGGACUGGCAGAGAGGAAGCAAAGCAUUUGACCUCUAAGGGGAAAGAAGAUAUUGCUGCAAAGGGAUUAAUUUUGUCUUGAUUCAAGACGUGAAGAGUUGUGUACAUAUACGUAUAUAUUUUGGAGAUAUAUAUAUAUAUUUGGGGGGUGUCAUAUUUAACUUGCUAAACAAAAGACUUGAAGUGACGCCCUCCUGGAGCAAUGAAGAAGUUUUUUGACUCUCGGCGAGAGCAGGGGGGCUCUGGGGCUGGUUCAGGAACCCUCGGAGGGAGUGGCAGCAGCACCGGGCCUGGAAGUGGGUACAUUGGCCGGGUUUUCAGCAUUGGCAGGCGUCAAGUGACUGUGGAUGAGGUUUUGGCAGAAGGUGGGUUUGCUCUUGUCUUUCUGGUGAGAACCAGCAAUGGGAUGAAAUGUGCCCUCAAACGAAUGUAUGUCAACAAUGAACACGACCUACAAGUCUGCAAACGGGAGAUACAGAUCAUGAGGGAUCUUGUGGGACACAAGAACAUUGUUGGAUAUAUUGACUCCAGUAUAAACUCUGUGAGCAGCGGAGAUGUAUGGGAAGUCUUGAUCCUCAUGGAUUUUUGCCGAGGAGGCCAAGUGGUGAACCUCAUGAAUCAGCGCUUGCAGACAGGGUUCACAGAAAACGAAGUCUUGCAAAUCUUCUGUGACACCUGUGAAGCCGUGGCCAGGCUGCACCAGUGCAAAUCGCCCAUAAUCCACAGGGAUCUGAAGGUGGAAAACAUUCUGCUGCAUGAUCGUGGCCAUUAUGUUCUGUGUGACUUUGGGAGUGCCACCAACAAAUUCCAGAACCCUCAGCUUGAAGGAGUGAAUGCAGUGGAAGAAGAAGUCAAGAAAUACACCACACUGUCCUACAGAGCACCAGAGAUGGUCAACCUCUAUAGCGGCAAGCUGAUUACUACAAAAGCAGAUAUCUGGGCCAUGGGUUGUUUGCUGUACAAACUAUGUUAUUUUACUUUACCAUUUGGGGAGAGCCAAGUAGCAAUUUGUGACGGAAACUUCACCAUUCCUGACAACACACGCUACUCGCAUGACAUGCACUGCCUCAUACGUUACAUGCUGGAGCCAGACCCUGACAAGAGACCUGAAAUUUACCAGGUCUCCCAUUUUGCAUUCAAGCUAGCUAAGAGGGAAUGUACGGUCCAAAAUGUACAGAACUCUCCGAUCCCUGCCAAACUCCCAGAGCCAGUGAAAGCUAGCGAAGCUGCAGCUAAGAAGAGCCAGCCAAAAGCCAGGCUGACAGAUCCUAUUCCUACAACAGAAACAUCCAUCACCCCACGCCAAAGACCCAAAGCUGGGCAGACGCAACCUAAUCCAGGAAUCUUGCCCAUCCAGCCUGCUCUGACUCCCAGAAAGAGGCCCACAGUCCAAGCAAAUGUCCAGCCUCAGGUUGCUGCUCCAGCAGCGCCUUUGGCAGGCAGUCAGGCCUCCCUUCCUGCCGGUGUCCCACAGGCGAAAGCUCUGCCGCAGCCGACUCCGCCUCUCCCGCAAGCUCCGCCCAAGCAGCCAGCCCCUGCACAGCCAGCCCCGGCCUCCCAGCCACUGGUCCCUUCAGCUCAGCCCCAGGCGGCCACCCCGCAGCACCAGCUGAUCUUAAAACAACUGCAACAGCCGCCGCCACCGGCUGUGUUUUAUCAGCAGCAGGCACCCCAGCAGCUGCCGCCACUGCAAGUUCAACAGCUCCAGGUGAUGCCCCAGGCACCUCAGCCACCAGUGAAGCCACAGUUCCCAGCAGUGCAGCAAGGAGUGCAGCAACAGCCUGCGCAGAAUUAUAUGCAGCAGCAGCAGCAGCAGCUGGCACAACAGGGGCCCAUCCAGCAGAAGACAGCCUCAGGGCAGCAGAAGCAACCAAGCCAGCCACAGCCCCAGGUGCAGGUGCAGAAGGUGGUGGCCCAGGCAGUCGCUGCUCAGGAUCCUCCGCAAGCGCCUCCACGACAGCAAAGGGUCCCAGCAACCCCUCCAUCAGCUGUCCAGGGGCAGAAGGUGGGCUCCCUCACUCCUCCGUCCUCCCCCAAGACCCAGCGAGCGGGGCACAGGAGGAUCCUGAGUGACGUGACACACAGCACUGUGUUUGGGGUCCCAGCCAGCAAAUCAACACAGCUUCUGCAGGCAGCAGCAGCUGAGGCCAGUCUCAAUAAAUCCAAGUCUGCCACCACUACACCCUCUGGGUCCCCCAGGACCUCACAGCAAAAUGUCUACAAUCCGCCAGAUGUCUCCACCUGGAAUCCUUUUGAUGAUGACAACUUUUCCAAGCUCACAGCAGAGGAGCUGCUGAACAAGGAUUUUGCAAAACUAAGUGAUGGUAAACCUCCAGAAAAGCCCAGCAACUCAACAGAGGACCUGAUCCCGGGUUUUCAGCCAGCACCUUCCACAACACAAGCAGAUGCAUUUGGUUCAUCUUCUCUUGCACCUGUGUCAGCUGAAAAAGCAAAAGAUAUCCUGGACUCUAGCUCUCCGCUUCUGGCUGUUCCUGACCCUUUCAUUGCUCUUCCACUAUCAGAUACACCAGAAAAACUGAUUGAGGGCCUCCAGUCUCCUGAGCCUGCUCUUCUGCUCCCCAACAUCCUGCCUCUUGCUGAUCCCUUCGGUAGCACUUCUGAUGCUGUGAAUGGAAAAGCUGACCUAGCGGUUGAGAGUCUCAUACCGGGCCUCGAAGCUCCUGUGUCCCAGCAUAUAUCAUCGCAGACAGACUCUGUGGCUUCAAACAGAGCAGAUUCUGUCACUGGGGAGGGCUCCCUGCUUGACUGCUCUCUGCUUUCUAAUCCUGCCCCUGACCUUCUGGAUGAGUUUGCUCCUUUAGCCGGUUCCACCCAAACUCACAAAGAAAUUACUAACCUGAUCUCUGGCUUCGAUGUCCCUGAGGGCUCUGACAAGGUGGCAGAAGACGAAUUUGACCCCAUUCCUGUGUUGAUAUCCAAAAAUUCACAAGGUCUGCAGGGAGAAUCAACGGUAUACUUUGUGGCGAAUGCUGAGCACAAUCCAGGAGGAUCUGCGACUGGUUGCUUCCCGUUGAAGAAACAGCCAGCUGGAGACAUGCUGGACAGAAGAACACAGAGCGCUGGGCACAGAGAAGAGCCGGAGGGCGUGGCGAGGGACGGCCCCUCCAGCAACAGCUCUUUCCAUAGCAGUGAAGGGGAAGGAACAGACCCUGAGGCGGACCUCUUGGAUUGCAGUGGAUCCAGACCUCUGCUAAUGGACUCUGAAGAGGAAGAGGAGGUUUGCAAGAUGAAUCCACAACAUCAAGAAAGGGACAGAGUUUCCCAAGAAGACUUUAAUCCACAGGCUCCCCAAAGUGGCCCAGGACAGUUUCCACUUGAUGCUCUCCAGCAGUCCCCUAGAGGAGCUUCUGAUGAGAGAGACGUCUUUGCCACAGCUCCCUUCCGAAGCUCCAGAACUCUCCUCGAUGACCAGGAUAUCUUCAUUAAAGCACCAUUCAUCUCCAAGAGUCCUGGGUUAGCAAAGCAACUGGAUGAGGGUGACGUGUUCCUUAGAGCUCCAUUCACAAAGAAGAAAAGCCAGGAAGAGUUUAUGUCCCAUAACAUUGCAAAAGAGUCUCCCAUCGCAGCAGUGCUCUUAGGCUCAGCUGGAGCUGCCCACUAUGUGUUGAACCUUGAUACCGCAAUGCAUGGCUCUCCUCUUCCUCAAGGUCAGCAUUCUGCGGCCUCAUCGGCUCAGCCAUCCAGGACCCUCCCUCUUUCUGUCAGACCAAGCGAAGGCCCAGAUUUUGUUCCUUCCAAAGAUGCAUCAAAAGAGUUGGGCAGCAUUCCUAAUGACACACUCCAAGCACAUGCACUCCCCCAAGACGCCCUCUUGAGUCUGAAGGCCAGCAAGCCUUUCUGUCCACAGUCGUUAGCAAAAUACUCCCGUCACUACAGCCCAGAAGGGGACCUGUGUGUCAGCGCCCAGCCCAUUGCCGCUUACAAAGUAGUCUCUCAGACCAACAAGCAAGCCAUUGCUGGGUCCGUUUCUAUUGCCUCUCUUUCUACCAGGACUAAAGAGCUGCCCACUUCUGACCCAUUUGCAUCAGCCCCCUUUCCUUCCAAACUGGGAAAGCAGAAGCCCUAAAUGGCUUCCACUGUGACAAAGGAUGGCCACUUUGAAUAUGCUUUAAAGAGCUGCAAGUCCUUGGGCAGAAUAUACUCCAUGCUUAUAUAUAAUAUAAUUGUCAAGAUUCCAGUUGCUGUGAUACUCGGCUGAGUCAUAUGAAGUUGUUUGUUUCAGGCUGCUAACUGCCAGAUGAUGGAAGUUUUUUCACUUGCUUUUUACAUACUCCUCCCCCUGCCCCCCCUUUGGAAUUUCCUUCCAAUUUUGGGGGGGGGGAUAAUUAUUUGAGCCAGUAGUUACAAGGGGAUUAUACUGGAUAGAAAUGAUUACCUCUUGAUAUUAGUACCCACAAAGGAUUACAGAGCUUAUCAACACUACACUUGGAUGUUCCAGGAAAAAAAAUGGUGACCAGAUGUAACAUUAUUUAAUUUUUCCAACCAAGAGAGAAGGCUAAGAAAAAAAAUUUAUUAGUGGUUGCUAAUAAAUCUUGCCCUAGAACCAACAACUGCCAGUUUGAAAUAGAAGUCUUGUUCUGUAAUAUUUCAUUUUUUGACCUGCAAUUAAUAUUUUAUGCCCUAUUAGUUUUAAGUGAAAGUUGAGGGUUUGGAAUAAGAUCACUCUGACUGACAUGGACCCGGUUAUACCCUCUGUUGAAAUGGUAACAAAAAUGCAGCAAGCCUAGGAACUUAAACAGCAUAAAGUGGUUUUUGCAUGUUCCCAAAGGCAGAGUUUGACUUUUUCACCUGCUACGCAUAACUUGCAAAACCAACUUUUUAUCUGUGAAAAAGAUGCAAACCCAGAUGUAAUCCCUGAGGAGCUUCUAUUGAACUCCAAGUUCCUUCUUCACCCGGUUUGAAAGCCUGUGUGAAAGUAAGCUCCACUCGUCAUUGCCUCCCCUCGCUUAGGAGUCAGAAAUGCAUUGCGAGGAAAGCAGCCCCUUGAGCCCUGGCCAGGCGCCAGUGUGUCCAGCCCUGCCCUGAACACCUGCACAUCCCCUGAAAGAGAAUCAUGCACAUGCUGCCUUUUCAAAGGUUGCACUGAUUGUGCACCCCCAUUGUGGAUGGAACCAGUGGGCAUGCUGGCAGUGCAGCCCCCCCUCUGCCAUGCUCUUGAUAUAAACCAGGCUGGGGGGCUGGGAAGAGAAUAGGUGAACAGGCCUAUUGAGCAUUUCUGGGUUAGGUUCUACACACACACACAAGCUAAUUAAUAAGAGCUUCUAAUGCAGUUACUUUUCUGGUGCAUUUGAAGCGAAUAGUGUUCAAAUGGCCUUUACUUUGUGUUGGGUAUGCUGAUGAAAAGAGUUUUGGCUCUCUAGUGAGCUUCGAUUUUUUUUUUAACGUAUCAGCUAUUUCAUGCCAUAACAAAUAUGGUAUUGGAGUGGUGUAUAAUUUGAUCCUGAUCCUGCUGGCCUCAGCAAUCUUUUGGCUGCUGAAGAUCUGAUUCUACAUAAACAUCAACAAUUGAAUGAUAACUUUUGCAAGUGUUCACCACCUGCUGUUUCACAAAGGGCAGUCUCCUAGUUUUUAACAGACAAUCCAAGAAGCUGGUGCAUCACAGAAUUAACUUGGGAGAGGAAUCCUGAUGAACUGUAGAAAUGUAUGGCAAGCUGACUUGCAGUGGUCAGUUUUGUUGAACUGUGCCUUUUGUGGAAACGUGUCUUCACAUGCUGUGGCUAGACCCAGACAUUCAGAAAUAUCCUGCCAGCUGUGUUUCCUUAACAUGGCUAUUUUACCUCAUAUUCUCACAAAUAUAUAUUUGGGUGCCCCUGCCCCCCCAAGGGCAUGUCUGUAUGUUGUCAAAGGCAGCCCUAUCGUGAUGUAAAGUGAUGCAGAUUUGGAGGUGCCUUAAGGAACACAAUCCGCUCAGAUGUUCUCUGCAAUCCUUUCACUGAGCUGCACGGUGAUGUUCUUGUACAGCUUCCAUCCCUUUGAAUGGGGCUAGCACAGGAGAAUUUUCUGGCAAAUGGUGCUUUGUGCCAGUGGGGAAAGAGGGUGGCCUUUGGAUUUCCUGUCUCAGGCACCUAAACAUCUCAGACAAAUCCUGGCUAUGAAUCAUAAAUAUGGCUGGCUGUUUCCCCCCUAAAGUUCUUUGACUGUACUUGUGUGUGAUCCGUUGUGGGGGGAGGACCUUAGCUGCUCUUGAUAUGAUUAUAUCCUCAUGUUAAGGACCUGUUUGAAAGUCUCCAUACCCUGAAAUGGCCCUUGAUGACACAUCUUUUAUCUUUGUUUGGUACUUCCAAGUGAACCCUGUAGCACUUUGUUCCUACAAAUGGGCAUUCGGUAGGAUGGUGGCUCAGGUUGGCUUCGCUGAAACGUUCUUAAAAAAUGAAUGUGAUGGUCUUAACUUUUUUGACGUGACUUGUGGGUCUGUCUUCCCUGUGCCUACUGCAUGUUGGGGGUUUGAAGACAACCAGCUCUGAGAAUGACAUGAUCAUAAAAAGCCUCUUUUAGCCAAGAGUUCAGCAAUCUUGGCAGAGAAAGAAAGGUAGAUUGUUAAACUUGUUUAACAAAGCAGAAGAUCUGUCCCAAAGGAGCUGCACAUUUGCUCAGUGCUUCACAAGAGUAGUGUACUUCUGUGAUGGGUACCUGGGCCUACAUUUUCAAUGUAGUCAUAUGAACUAUCCCAGCAUCUUUAGACUAUCUUGGAUGCCUCUCUGAUAAUGUGCGAAAGGCCCUUCCCACAAGUUUUCAUGGCCCAUCCGUCUUGCUGUAGAGUCAGGGCAUAGAUAUUACCACAAAAGUUGGGCUCUGGAUGCUCCUCUUCUUAUGAAUUCAAGCCCUGCAUGUGCUGUUAGUCAUUGCUGAUACAAUCUUCAUUCUGCACCUGCCUCUUGUCUUUAAGCAGAUGUGUGUGGUUUCGUUCGUUUAAUUUUUAAAGCCAUUUUUUGCUGUAAAAUUUAUGCAGUUAAUAAUGGCUUGUAGGAAGAAAUAAAGAGGAAUUCGAUGCUGUUUGAUACCUUGGGAUGGGGAGAGUAACUCUCGGGAAAUGUGUUCACACAAAUGUGUGCACCUCCAUUGUUGAAAACAGGAGAUUCAGUGAGCAUCUUUAUGGCGCUUGCCAUUUUAAAAUUAAGCUAGAUGACUGCUUACCUGCUUUGCCUUUACAGUUGUUUUUUAAAAUAGCAAAUCAAGUCAAGAAGAUACACUUUUCGAAAUCAUACUAUGUUUCUCUUUGAAAUAUUUCCUA